CAGCACAGCCUCCAUCUCCCAAUCUCGCAGGCGACGCCGACGCGUUCCACCGGCGGCACCGAUGCGGGCGAUCUCGACGGCCGCGGGGGGCAUGCUGCGCGCGCGGCUCCGCUCCUCGUCCCGCGUGCGCGGCGGCGGCGAUGGCGCGGGGCGAUGGACGACGCCGGGGCACGAGGAAAGGCCCAAGGGGUACCUCUUCAACCGCCCGCCGCCGCCGCCGGGGGAGACGCGGAAGUGGGAGGACUGGGAGCUGCCCUGUUACAUCACCUCCUUCCUCACCGUCGUCAUCCUCGGCGUCGGCCUCAACGCCAAGCCCGACCUCACGAUCGAGACCUGGGCGCACGAGAAGGCGCUGGAACGCCUCAAGCAGCAGGAGCUAGCCGCCGUCUCCGGAGGCGGUGACGCCGAUGCCGACGCCGAGUGAUCCGCUGGUCAGAUCACCCGCAACUCUAGAGAUAUUGUUUUUUCUUUUCUUUUCUUUCUGGUUUCCUGCUUGUGUCGCGCGGUUCAAUAAGGCUGUCUGUACUGAGAUGCAUGUCAUGAGAUUCCAGAAAUGGAUGGACAUCAGACUGAACACUGUAUCAUUGUUGCUGUUUCGCUGGAUAACUUACACUUCAC
Messenger RNA from Zea mays, 618 nucleotides. RefSeq names its product complex I subunit. Lineage: Eukaryota; Viridiplantae; Streptophyta; Magnoliopsida; Poales; Poaceae. The transcript has a single exon. The record is from RefSeq and is marked validated. The coding region runs from base 62 to 424 and encodes 120 amino acids.